AUGUCUGCUGAAGUGCCGGUCGCGAUCAUCGGUAUCGGUGGCAAGUUUCCCGGAGGGUCGGAUACUCCAGCUAUGUUCUACGAAUUCCUUCGCAAUAAGCUUUCCAUAGGUGGUAAGGAUGAGCCCGGAAAGUAUCAUUGCACGAAAGGUGGUUUCAUCAAUGGCAUCGACCAAUUUGAUGCUCUAGAAUUUGGUAUCUCUGCGAAGGAAGCUCAGCAUCUCGACCCAGCUAUUCGUUUGACACUGGAGGCCGCUCACGAUGCCCUACAGGACUCGGGGAUCGAUUAUCGAGGGUCAAAGACUGGUGUAUUCUUUGGCAAUCUACUGACGACUACUGACGAACUUGACGACGAUCGUUAUGAAAUGAACAACUACAAUGGUGUUGGAAAAUGUGUUUCCAUUCGAGCAAACCGUAUUUCUUUCACAUUCGACUUGCGAGGACCAUCUUUGACGGUUGACACCGCAUGCUCUGCAUCUGCUACCGCCAUGCAUCUCGCCUUAAGUGCCGUCAAGCUCGGAGACUGUGACCAAGCUCUAGUUGUCGGUGCCAACACUAUGAUAAGCCCCGAACAUACCGUAUCUUUCUCGAAACUAGGUGUCCUGUCACCUACCGGCUCUUCCAAAUCUUUUGAUGCGGAUGCUGACGGUUACGCAAGAGCUGAAGCUGUUGCUGCUGUCCUUAUCAAACGUUUAGAUCAUGUGAAACGUGACGGAGACUCAGCUUAUGCUGUUCUCACUGGCAGUGCUAUCAAUGCCAAUGGUAAGGGAAAGAGUUUGACGAUGCCGGAAGGAGCCAUGCAAGCAGAGACCAUCAAAGGUGCCUACGCAACUGCUAAGCGCAAUCCAGCCGAGGCAUUCUACGUAGAACUGCAUGCCACGGGGACGAAAGUCGGUGACCCUAUUGAGACCAAUGGUGCCGGUACCGUGUUCUCGAAGGAACGUUCCGAUAGCAAUCUUUUGAGAGUCGGAAGUAUCAAGAGUAAUAUUGGACAUGCUGAGGGCUGCAGUUUCCUGGCCAGUCUGGUGAAGGUUUCGUUAAUGUUGCACCACAAGGAGAUUAUCCCCAACAUCCGUUUCAACAAGGCAAAUCCGAAGAUUGACUUCGUCUCUGGCAAGAUGAAGGUGCAAACAGAGCUUGAGAAGAUUACCCCAGCGAUGGCAGCUAAGGAUGGUAAAUGGGUCACUUCCAUAUCGUCUUAUGGUGUUGGAGGUUCCAACGCACAUAUCGUGCUCGAAUCGUUUGAUAGUGUGCAGGAUCAUGUGCAAGCGACGACAGCGACGAUAGCUACUGUCCCGAAGCCUCUCUAUCUAUUUUCAAUUGGUACACUCACAGAGACAUCGCUCGCUCGCUGGAAGGAAACACUUACCACUUCUUUUGGCGACGUUACUGACGACAAGACUCUGCGCUCCCUCUCACGCGACUUGGGCCGUCAAACUCGUGCUUACCCUGCGCGUGCCUUUGCUGUCGCCCCAUCACUCAACGCUGACGCCAAAUUCUCCAAGCCUGUGUUGACCAACAGCAACUCGAGUCCCAAGCUCUGCCUCGUUUUCUCUGGACAGGGUCCUCAGCAUAUAUUCAUGGGUCGCCAACUCGCCGAGAGCUAUCCAGCUUUCUUGGAGGCUGUUCAGCUGAACGAUAGUAUCCUUGUGAACAAGUAUAAGCAGGAGUCCAUGCUUGAGCGCACUGGACUUUUCAUUCCAGGUGUAGAGGCAAAACUUGCUGCGAAUGGUGUGUGGCCGGUGCGAGAAGUUGUUCUCUCCCUCGUCUUCGUCCAAAUGGCACUCGUCGACUUGAUUAGGAGCCUUGGAAUCGAAUACGAGUUCGUUGUGGGUCACAGUAUUGGUGAAAUUGCUAUGGGCUACGCAUCUGGCCAUUACAAUCGCGAGAUGGCGAUUGGUAUCGCUGUUGCUCGUUCAGCUGCCAUGACCAAGGCUGAAGGUAACGGUGCCAUGGUUGCCCUUGGUGUGGGCGUGCAGAAAGCAAAGACCAUGAUGCGCAAGGUCCUUUCCAAGGCAAAGGCAACUAGUGGUCUAUGGAUUGCCGGCAUCAACUCUCCUCAGGCUGUUACGGUCGCAGGUACUCACGAGCUCAUUGACGCAAUGGUUGAGCUUGCCAACGAUCCGGACGCGAAAGUCUUUGCAGCCAAAUUGCGUGUUGGAUGCGCGUUCCACACCCCCCUUAUGGAGCCUCAGGAGGAGCUGUUCAAGUCCCUGAUGCAGGAACCUCUAGGACAAGGCACCAAGAAACCCAUCGCGCGAGUGUUGUCCACCACUGACGGCAAGUGGUUGGACCGUGAUCUCGACAUCAACUACUGUUGGGAUAACAUUCGUCGUCCUGUACUUUUCGGUACUGCUAUGAACAAGAUCAUCAACGAUCACGGAGCCGAGGGUCUCUUGUUCCUUGAGAUUGCACCCCACCCUGUUUUGAAAGCCUAUAUUGAGCAAUGUGGUGGAGAGCCCGUUAGCUUGAUUCGUCGCCCCAACCCCAAGGUCCCAGCGCAGAACACUGGCGAGCACUACCAGUUUUUAGAGGGUGUCGGCAAUUUGCUUGCUUCUGGCUUCAAGAGAGUCGACUUUGAUAAACUCUGCGCUUCCCCCGAUGGCCAGAAUGACUUUGUUAAGCCCAAGCUUCCGAACUAUCCUUACAACAAGUCUUACUGCUGGGCUGAGUCUGCUGGCGAACGCUCUCGCCGACUACGCGAGAAGCCUCGACCCAUCGCCACCCCCCACUUCCGCAUCAACGUCGACAGUCAUCCUGAUCUGACUGGUCACAUCGUAUUUGACGCCGUUUUGUUCCCCGCCUCUGGAUAUGUGGAGAGUAUUUUGGAGAACGGAGCCAUGGUUGCUUCUGAUGUCGCGAUCCACAAGCCACUCGUCCUCAAUGGCUCAGGUAGUUUCCCGGGACAUGCCGGAUGUGUCAUCGAUGGUGACAAAUGGCAGUUCCGUGCCUCUACUAACGGCGAGUUCGACAAUGGCGAGAUCAUCCUCGACGCUGUCUAUGCUAGUGGCACUUUCUCUCGCGUCAAUCCCGCUUAUGACGAAAAUGCACCCCUUAUGUUCGACGUUCAGUCCAAGCUUGCGCUUUCCCAAGGUUCUGUCACUGGAAACGAGUUCUAUGAAGCCAUCCCGUCUGCAUACCGCUACCAAGACCACUUCAGGAACUAUUUGAAGGUUGUGCACGAAGUUGCGGAUGAGAGCAGUUGGGGCGGCAAGGCCUACUUAACACGACUUGAAGUGCCUGAAGGCACACCAGAUGUAUUUGGCAGCGGAUAUGUUAUCCAUCCAGGUAUUCUCGACAGCAUCACGCAGUGUGGUCUUGCUAUGUUCAUCAACAUGGAUACCAAACUCUUCGAUUUCAAUGGCGUUUUCCUACCUGUGAAGAUCGAUGCAUUGCGCAGAUGGGACAGUCGUGAUGCGCCUGACCUAGACUCGGAGAUUAGGAAGGGUAUCUGGACUUACUUCACUGGGCGAACUUGGGCUCCUGGUGGACCAUUCAAAUCUGAUUAUGUUAUCACCAAUUCGGAAGGUCGCGUCUUGUUUACGAUCGAGGGCUUCGAGAUUGCUCGUGCGCCAGAUGCUGAACCUAUCCCCAUCACCGAUAGCAGCGUCGAAGAGCGUCUGACAACUACUUGGCAGUCGCAGAAUUUCCCUUCGACGUCACUUUCUCUUCCUUCUGGGAGCUCUUUACGCUCAACCUUCGACACUUUGGUCAAGAAUGCUGCUGUUGCUGGCCGUAAGGUGGUGAGAGUGUUGGACUUGGACCCCACACCUGCCAUGGCGAAGGGCCUCGAUGCUUCGUUGGCAUCUCUUUUUGAGGAUUCUGACUUGCUGGUCGAAUACUUCUGUGGUGCUGCAUCCCCAGAAGAAGCUGAUGCUAAGACAUCCGAGCUGAAAUAUACGCAUGCGCGGUCCAUGGUGGUGGAUUCUUGGACAUUGAAAGAUGAUGCAGCUGUUUCUACAUUUGCUAGCUUCGAUAUUGUGCUGCAUUCCGUGGAUCUUUCAGCAGUUCCUGUCGAUAUCACGCAAUUGACGAACUUCCUGGUGCCUUCAGGAAUCGUCCUCUUUUUGGUUUCUGAUUCGCAGUCAGUUUCUGAAGACCCAAGUUCUCAACGGAUGACCCUCCCCUCACUGGCGGCGCAGCUUCGUUCACUCUUUGGUGUUGAUGCAGAAGUAUCCCAGCUAACUGAUGGAAAUGCCCUCAUCGUGGUCCGUAUAUUUGGGGCCACUCUCUCGGUCCCAGCAGGUCCUUUCAGGAGUGUCAUCAUCCAUCCAUUUGUACACGGCCAAGAGGGAGAACUUGUUGAAAUUGCUAAGAAUGUUGGUGCCGACUCCGAAGUGUGGAUUACUGGAAACGACGAUGCAGCAGGUAUUGGAGCUUUGGGCAUCGCGUCUUGUUUGAUCGCCGAAUCUCCGGAGUUCAUCGUUCGUUCGGUGUUGUUUGAAGACCACUCGCUGAGCGACGCGGCAAGGGAGAAGAUCAUCCACGACUUGCGUCGCAAUUCUCUUUUGCUUGAGCAGCACUUGAAGAUAUCUCGUAAUGGUGAUGUGUUUGUGCGCAGGCUCGUGAAUGGUUCGGUGGCGGUCAAGGAUACGAUUAUUCCUGCAAGUGGAUUGUCAACUCAUGCAGGUGCCACAACCACCGUUGCUGCGCACUUCCCUCCUAGUCUCGGAGAGACUCAAGUCGAAGUUCAAGUCGAAGUUCUCGGAGCAGAAAGUCUAUCAAUCGAAAAACCACUCCUCACAUUCGUGGGCUCUAUCAAAACCGUGGGUUCGUCCGUCAAGAGUCUCGACAUUAACACGAAGGUUAUUGGAGUUGCUCGGCAUACUCCUGUCGAUGUUAUUGUUGCAGAUGAAGACGCCAUAGUUCAACUUCCAGUUGGCGUUGCGGUCAACGAUGCAGCUGCUUUACCAUCUACAUUCCUCGGUUCUUGGAUGGGUCUCAUCCAACUUGCCCGGAUUUCACAGUCUUCUGCUGUAUUGAUCCAUGAUGCUGCCUCCAGUGCUGGCUAUAGUGCUGUGCAGCUGUGCCAACGAUUCGGCGGGAAGAUGCUGUGCACUGUUUCUUCAACAGCAGAAGCGCAAUAUCUGUCUUCGGAGUUGAACUUGUCAAAGGAUUCUAUCAUCAUUAUCGACGACUUCUCUGCAGCUCCUUCUAAAUGGCUGCAUAACCACGAGGUCUCAGCCUUUGAUGUCAUCUUUAACUCGCAUGGAAAGCCUGCAUUUGGGAAGGGAGUUGAAUACUUAUCACCGUUUGGUUGCUAUAUCCAUGUUCAAGCGAAUGAUCAAGACACCGUGAAGCUGCCGCUUGGCGCACCAUCCACGCACAUUCUUCAGGUCAACAAGCUUGCUGAAGCUUCCCCCCGUAAAAUCGCUCCUUUGGUGACUGCUAUUCUCGCUGUCCAUGCGUCUCAGCCCUUCAAAAUACGCUCGCAGUCUGUCACUAUGGAUAAUGCACGCGAGGCUGAAACGGGGGGAAACCUUGGUUCUUUAGUGAUGGCUGUCGAGAAACCACGGUCAGUUCGUAUCGAUCCUACUGGCCAGCUUUUCGAUCCACGCAAGAGUUAUAUCUUGGUUGGUGGUUGUAGCGAGCUUGGUGUCCGUAUCACAGAAUGGAUGGCAAUUCAUGGAGCUCGCCAUAUCUUCCUUUCAAGUCGCCGAGGUCUAGGAGGUCUCACGAAAGUAGACAAUCUCUAUAUCCACUACCUUCGCCAGACCGGUGUUCAGGUCGAAGUUAUCGCAUCUGACGCUGUAAACAAAGAGCACACUGCAGCGUUGAUUGAGACUGCAAAGAAGGCAGGUCCAAUUGGUGGUAUUUUCCUCAUGACGGUCGUCCUUCGUGAUGCCAAGUUCACGAAUUUGACGCAACAAUCUUUCGAUGACGUUUAUCGAUCCAAGGUGGAUGCCCUUAAUACUCUCCUUAGCUGUGUCGACUCAGCUUCUCUGGACUUCCUUCUCCUUUUCUCCACGAUUGGGUCUGUCUUCGGAAAUGCAGGACAAGCAGCAUACUGCGCCUCACAGCUCUAUCUUGAUCGUAUCGCUGACGUGAUCCCUAACACGAUUUCUAUGUCGUUCCCUCCUAUCACAGACUCAGGUAUCUUCAAACGGCUCGUCCUUGCUACGAAAGGUCGCGCAAACACAGCUGCGUUAACGAGGACCGGCAUGACCACCGCCCAAGUCUGCAACUUCAUUGGUGAUUCUUUGAUUCGGCGCAUUGCACACUACGUUCCAAUGUUGGCGAUCGGGGAUGUUCCAGACACAUUCUCUACCUGCGAACCUCUCCUGUAUGGGCAUCUAUUACCAAAUAAGUUCCUUGUAUCGAACGCUGCAGGAGGCAAGGAUGGAGAUGUCGCGGAGUCUCCUGCAACAUUACUUGCUACACUCUUGAGCAUGGAGGCGGACCAAAUCACGGACAAUGCUCUAAUCACCAGCUUUGGCUUGGAUUCGCUAGGAGCCACUCGUUACAGCAAUCAGCUUAAAACUCGCUUUAAUAUCCAAGUCAGCCAGAUUGAAUUGCUGGGUUCUAUGACUAUCGGAGCAUUGAAUGAGAUGGUUGCUAAAGUAGGUGUACAAGCAAGCGGAGAUGAUGCAGGGUUUGCUCUCGAUGACGGUUCUUCCAAAUAUGGUGAACCUCUGGUACCAAUUCUGAAUGACCGCCUUGCCUAUGAUGAACCUUACACUACCGAUGCUUCUCCUCAUCAAUACCGAAUCUGGCUUGCUCAGCGCGAAUAUGAUAACGCUCGCAAGCGGUCGGUCAGCAAAAUCGACUCGAACAUGUCACGCUACGGUGCAACUCAAUGGGAUACUCACGAAGGCUAUUUCGUUACGAUAUACUCCGAAACAUCAAUUGACGUUGAUCGUAUGACCGAAGCAUUCCAGGAGGUCGUGCAGCGGCACGGUGCUCUGCGAACUGCUUUCACCUGGAAUGAAGAGCUUGGAAAGUUGGAGCAGACUAUUUACCCAUCGGUCGACUUCCAGGCGUCGCUCAUCGACCUAUCUAAUGAGUCAGACGCUACUGCUAAAGCCUACGAGAUGAGCUUAGCCAUGAACAACGAACCCAAUUUCAAACUCGAUAAACUACCUCUCUUAACUGCCACGAUGUUCGACCUUGGUGGCGGUGACUGGGCAUUCAAUGUCGUCAUUCACCAUAUUAUCAUUGAUGAAGCUUCUUUGGGCGUUUUCUUCUACGAGUUGUUUGGUUUGUACUUGAAUGGCCCCGGAAGCCUUCCAGAUGUCAGCAUCCACUACUCUGACUUCAGUGACUGGCUCGGCAAGACAUCUGAACGUCGUGCAGAGUUACGAGACGAGCAGCUCAAAUUCUGGGCCAACAAUCUGCAAGAUAUUCAACCUCUGCACCUCACACUCGCUACACCCUCUGACAAGGAGUUGGCUCCCAUUACUCAGAUUGAAGCUAAGGUCGGCAUAGGCGCUCUCGAGCAGUACCACAAGGUUAUCAAUGAAACGAGUGCAACACCCUUCGCCGGUUUCUUCGCAGCGUACAACAUCCUGCUCCACAAAUACUCUGCUCAGUCUUCCUUCGUAGUGGGUACUGCUGUCACUCAAAGGAACCUCGCUAUGUUGUCCAACGUAAUUGGCUUCUUCGCCAAUAUGCUUCCUAUCAAGACCGACAUAGAUGAAGAUCAGACGUUCUCGGAAUACCUGGUCAAAUUCAAGGACUCUUUGAUCGCGUGUCUCUCUAAUGGUGAGGUGACAUAUGAGGACAUUGUUGGCCAGGGCAAAGCUUCUGCUCAUGGGCGUGGCUACUUCAAGCACCUCUUCGCACCGGGUGGAAUGAAUAUGGAAACGAUCUCUCAACUUGAGAUGAACCAUCUAAAGCCCAGAGCCACUUUGCCUCUUCCCAACGGCGAAGAGCAAUACGAGUUCUUGCUCACUGUACAUGCUAAAGCCGGCCACGUUGUGCUUCGCUUCGAUAACCACUUGUACUCAGAGGAUGCUGCACGUCAAUUCUUGGAUGCCUACAUUGCUCUAAUCGAAACCCUGGGCCGUGAUGCGCACGUGAAGAUCCGCGACAUAUCUGCUGUUAGUGAACGCGAACACGAACGACUAGUCAAGGAGCUUUCAUCUGCAAAUGAAUCAUCCGUGCGGGAGACCACUGUUCAUCAACUCGUGGAGGAACAGGCUCAGCGUACUCCACGUUUCACUGCAGUAGAGUUUGAGGGUGAAUCAUUGACAUACGCAGAGUUGAAUACCAAGGCCAAUCGCAUUGCCAAAUCGCUUAUUCAACAGGGUGUCAAUAAUGGGGAUAUCGUUGCAUUAUGCUUCGACCGUGGUAUUCACCAAAUCUUGGCCAUCUUGGCAGUUCUGAAGGCAGGCGGUACCUUUGUUCCUCUGGAUCCUGAUGACCCCACUUUACGCAAGGAGCUCAUGAUCGCGGAAUGUAAAGCGAAGGUUCUGUUGACUACCUCAAAUCACUCUCGUGUAUUCGAGAAGAGUCUCGCUUCAAAAGUUUUGAUUGCUUAUAUCGACGAUCCGAGCUACGAGAAGCGCCUCAGUCGCUUCGAUGGAGGAAACUUCGUUGUCGAUGGGCUGACGCCUUCGAGUCUUGCUUAUAUUAUGUUCACGAGUGGCAGUACGGGCAAACCAAAAGGUGUCAUGAUCGAACAUAGAUCAAUUUCGAACUUGGUACAACAUUCAAGCGUCUAUGGCUUCCAACAGGGCGUUCGCGUGAUGUCUUCCCUUGCCUACACCUUUGAUCCGUUUGUUGUCGAUGUUUUUGGUACACUUGCACAUGGUGCUACGCUAGUCACCGGACGCAAGGAGCUCGUGCUUGGUGACAUUCCUAAGGCUAUCAAGUCUCUGCGUAUCAGCGUGCUUCAUGUAACGCCCAGUAUCCUGGCUGUCGUCCCCGUGGAAGAAUAUUCUACCCUCGAAACUAUCGUAGUUGCAGGAGAGGCGUUGGGCAAGAAGCUGGUCGAAGAUUGGUCGAACAUGGUCACCUUGAGGAAUAUGUAUGGCCCAACUGAAGCUUCAGUCGACUGUAUUUCUUGCCACGUCACAUCUUCAUCCCUCACUGGAGUUAUCGGUCGCCCUCUUCCCAACAACCGCAUUUACAUCCUCGAUAAGCAGCUUCGACCUACCCCCAUUGGUGUGGAAGGUGAACUUUACAUCGGCGGUAUUCAACUGGCUCGUGGCUAUCUGAACCAGCCAGAGCUUACAGCUAGUAGUUUCAUCCAAAAUCCUUUUGUGAAUGGAGAUCGUCUGUACAAGUCCGGUGACAUUGCUCUUUACCGCUCUGACGGCAACAUCGAAUACUGUGGUCGCGAGGAUCGCCAGAUCAAGCUUAGAGGACAACGUAUUGAGCUCGGAGAAAUUGAAGAUGUCAUCCACAAGUACCCCGGUGUACAAAGAGGCGCUGUCGUCAUCCGAAGCGUACAGGAUGCUCCUGCCAUAGUAGCAUUCGUCGAAUUCAAGCAAGAGGCACAAGAGAAUUUGGAGGACGAGAAGGAAGGAUUGAAACUCUUCGUCUCUGAGAGACUACCUCGAUUCAUGUAUCCUUCUCUCAUCGCUGCCCUCCCUCAACUUCCUGCAUCUCGUAGUGGCAAGAUCGAUCGUAAUGCACUCAAGCAAAUGGAUCUCAAAGCAUUCGCUCCAGAUCUUUCCAGCGAGAUGGGCCUGCCGCAAUCUGAUGUCGAGGUCGAGCUUAUGUCCAUAUUCUGCAAGACAUUGAAAGUAGACACUGGAAGCUUCGGUGUCACUCACGAUUUAUUUGCUGUUGGUUUGAACUCGUUAAUGGCUGUACAGGCGGCUGGUGUAGUUUCGAAGACUUUCAAUGUCCACAUUGGUCUUAACAAUAUCUAUUUGAGACCGACGAUUCGAGAACUUGCUACGCUUGUGAUCGAUGCGAUGGGUCAAGACAGUCGUGCAAUUAUGGAGGCUGAAGACGCUGAUGCGGACUUCCUCAUUGAAUUCCUGCCUAUCAAGAAGAAGGGUAUUCAACCACGUGUCUUUAUCGUUCACGAUAUCACUGGUAUGGCCACACCGUUCAUGCGCCUGGGUGCAUUCAUGCCAAACGAAAUGUACGCUAUCGGAGAUCGCCAUUUCGGAUCCUCAGACGGUUUCGGGAGUGUUGAAUCUAUGGCAGACCACUACAUUACGCUCAUCAAGAGUGUGCAGACUGAAGGACCCUAUAUCAUUUCCGGGUACUCUUACGGUGGAGCUGUCGCACUGUGCAUGGCCACAAAGAUGAUGAAGGCCGGCGAUGAAGUUGCCCAUCUUAUUCUCUUUGACCCCAUUUUUAUCCCGGCUUCUGAGCGUCAGAGCUUGAAGUCGACUGAUUGGACGCAACGCUCCAUUGAUCGUAUUUCUUCCAACUUCCCUGACAUCGGUGAGAAGUGGAAGAACAAGCUGCGCACUGAAAUCCGGAAGAACUUGGACUCCAUGUUCGACUACGAACCUGAACACUAUAGUGGAGCCACUACACUUGUCGUACCAAAAGAUCGAUCAUGGUACCGCAGUGGUCACGCAAGUGACUUCGAUACCGGUACUGAUGACCACAACGGAUGGGACUAUCGCAUUAAGAAUUUGGACAUGAAGGUCGCCGCAGGUUCGCAUGACACGAUGUUCACUCCUGCGCACGUGAAAGUGCUUGCUGGUGUAGUGAAAGAUAUUCUGGCUGCGGUUCCUGGUCUUCCUGCAGCACCACCACCCACAACGAAAACGAAGAAGGUUCCAUCUACUAAACCCGCAUCUUCAUAAAUGUUACGCUGCUAUUCACAUAGAAUAACCACUAUCCGUUUCUCAUUAACUUAUUCUGGGGCCAAAAAAAGGCUGUAAGGCUGUAAAAUAAAGCAAUAAUUAUAUGUAUUCAUUACACGUUGGCACUGUUACACCUACUUGCAUAAUAUAAAUUCUUUUAUCUGUCU
Molecule: messenger RNA, 10880 nt
Organism: Serpula lacrymans var. lacrymans S7.9
Lineage: Eukaryota; Fungi; Basidiomycota; Agaricomycetes; Boletales; Serpulaceae
Gene: nps8
Product: putative nonribosomal peptide synthetase/polyketide synthase hybrid
Exons: 20
Coding region: 1-10713 (3570 amino acids)
Biological process (GO): fatty acid biosynthetic process
Molecular function (GO): oxidoreductase activity; 3-oxoacyl-[acyl-carrier-protein] synthase activity; fatty acid synthase activity
Source: RefSeq, a predicted model, not a curated record